Molecule: messenger RNA, 939 nt
Organism: Linderina pennispora
Lineage: Eukaryota; Fungi; Kickxellomycota; Kickxellomycetes; Kickxellales; Kickxellaceae
Product: GPI-anchor transamidase
Exons: 2
Coding region: 1-939 (312 amino acids)
Biological process (GO): proteolysis; protein localization to cell surface; attachment of GPI anchor to protein
Cellular component (GO): GPI-anchor transamidase complex
Molecular function (GO): GPI-anchor transamidase activity
Source: RefSeq, a predicted model, not a curated record
AUGCUGCUGGCACGCCCAGCCACGGCGAAUGCGACGCCUGAGGACAAGAUUAAGCAGCUGUAUAGCAGCAGCAGCGACCACACAAACAACUGGGCCGUGCUUGUGUGCACAUCGCGGUUCUGGUUCAAUUACCGGCAUAUGGCCAACACGCUCUCUCUGUACCGCACAGUGAAGCGCAUGGGCAUACCCGACUCGCACAUUAUCCUUAUGCUGGCCGACGACGCAGCAUGCAAUGCGCGCAACAAGAAGCCCGCGGCAGUCUACGACCACCCGCGUAAGGCCAAGGAUCUGUAUGGCGACAAUGUCGAAGUGGACUACCGCGGGUACGAGGUGACUGUAGAGAACUUUAUCCGGCUGCUGACGGGCCGCGUAUCGCCCGACACGCCUCGCAACAAGCGGCUACUGACGGAUGACAAAUCCAACAUAUUCAUUUACAUGACGGGUCACGGCGGCGAGGAUUUCCUAAAGUUCCAGGACGCAGAGGAGAUCAACAGCUACGACAUCACGGACGCGUUCAAGCAGAUGUCAGAGAAGCAGCGGUAUCACGAGAUUCUCUUUAUGAUUGAUACCUGCCAGGCCAACACAAUGUACAGCAAGUUUGAGUCGCGAAACAUUCUGAGCAUUGGGUCGAGCAAGAAGGGCGAGAACUCGUACUCGCACUUCCACGACUUUGAUCUGGGAGUGUCGGUCAUUGAUCGGUUCACGUACUAUAACCUUGACUUCUUAGAGUCGGUUGACAUGUCGAGCAAGCAGACGCUGGCCGAUCUGGUGCGUGCGUACAAUACGUCACUUAUUCAUUCUCAUCCAGGCGUGCGCGAUGAUCUGUUUGCACGCGAUUUGAGCAAGACUUACCUGACGGAUUUCUUUGGCGCUGUGCAAAACAUCGAGCUAACAGCCGAGGCGUUCCCCAUCGGUCAGACACAGGACAAGGCGAGGUAG